CCGUGCGCGUCCGCCUGGAGGACCGAUUCAACAGCAUCCCGGCGGAGCCGCCCGUGGCGCCGCGCGGCCCCGAGGCCCCCGAGCCCGGCGUUGCGCUCAACAAUUUGGUAACUCUUAUUCGACAUCCAUCUGAAUUAAUGAAUGUUCCCCUUCAUCAACAACAGAACAAAUGUACGACAUUAGUGAAAAAUAAAACUGCUGCUGCGGCUACUGCUUUACAAUUCACCUACCCACUGUUCACAAGUGCGUGCUCCACUGGUGGAAAUUCUAACAUUUCACAGACCCAGAGUUCCAGUAAUUCAUGUUCUGUACUUGAAGCUGCCAAGCACCAGGAUAUUGGACUGCCAAGAGCAUUUUCUUUCUGUUACCAGCAAGAGAUCGAAUCCACAAAGCAGACUUUAGGUAGCAGAAACAAAACUUUGCCUGAACAGGUUUGGAUUAAAGUGGGAGAAGCGCUAUGUAAACAAGCGAUAAAUAAGAGGAAUCGGAGUAGAAUACGUCAGUUGGACACAAGUAUAGAACGAAGAGCCCUUGGAGAGAUUCAGAAUGUGGGCGAAGGCUCUACAGCCACACAGGGCGCCUGGCAGUCCUCGGAGUCCUCACAAUCAAACCUGGGGGAGCAGACCCAGAGCGGGCCCCAGGGAGGAAGGUCUCAGCGUAGGGAGAGGCAUAACCGAAUGGAAAGAGAUAGAAGGCGCAGAAUCCGCAUUUGCUGUGAUGAGCUGAAUCUUUUGGUUCCCUUUUGCAACGCAGAGACGGAUAAGGCGACAACGCUUCAGUGGACCACAGCAUUCCUGAAGUACAUUCAGGAAAGACACGGGGAUUCUCUUAAAAAGCAAGGCAUCUGCUCCAGACAUGGGGUACCUUGGAUAAGGCAGAGCCCCUGCCAGCAUGGGAGGAAACAGCCGGCCAUGAACAGUGAACAAGGUGGUGUCCUGUGGAUCCUGCCACGGGGUGGAAACGCAGCCGUGGGGCAGUGUGGCGACCGCAGGCGUCUUUGCCUUGAGUGGUCACUGAAGCCUUCUGGGCGGAGCUCAAAUGCUGAGAAGGAGCCUGCAUCGCAGAACGUGGAGAGCUGCAGUUCCAUGGGUCCUUGGGCAGGGGCACCACACAGCAUGAACAGAAGAGGGCUCUGCCUGCAGUGGUGUCACUGGGGUUGGAGUACAAGGUAGGCAGGCCAAGGUGUGGUGGGCCUGGGUGUCCUGAGAGCUCUUGGAAGGUUUCAGGGCAGGGAGGGACAUGACUGGACUCACAUUUUACAGCAUCACUCACCACUGUGGUGGCAGGGGUGGGGGCUGAAUACUGGUAGUAGGCUGCAGCAGGAGCUCUGGAGAGACACGCCUUGGCUGGGGACAGCAGAGGAACGGCUCCUGUUGUGUUUCUGGUGCCAGCUGUGGAUCCUUGCCCAGCCGGGUGGAUAGGGGAGCAACAGGAUGGGGUUGAGAUGGGCUCAGUGAUCUGGGCUGAACGCGCUGAGCUUUCAGGGUUGUAGAGUUGUUGAGAAGGUGUCAGUAAAUGAGUGUGCAGCUCAGAUGAUUGACUUCGUAUUCAUGUUCAAGUGAGCACACAUGGUACAGGAAUACCUGUAUGCCCAUCACCUGAUCUCAGCAGUAACAGUUACCUGUUUACUUCAUACACAUUUCACAGAUAGUCGCAGACACAAGUCUUCAUCUUGAGAUACGACUACAUCUCUGAAGGACCUCCGCCUGCAUGACCCCAGUGCGUGAUCAGCCCCAAAAGGCUGGUGGCAGCUGUCUCUUUUCCUCUCAUACUCCAUCACUAUUCACAUUUUUCCAAAUUGUUCUAAAAAUGAUCUUCGUGGCAAUUUUUUCCCUCUGAUUCACUAACUAGCUAGGGCUUAUGCAUUGCAUUUGAUUCUGGUUUUCAGUCUUUAAGCUGCCUGGUAUUGGCUCAGUACUUAAUGGUAAUUUUUAAUUAUGUCACCUCAGACUUACGGAGAAAUCACAAGAACUACACAAAGAGCCUCUUGUGUACCCACCCAGAGUUGCCCUGUAUCCCAUUUUCUGUUUUUCUUGGCCUUUGUAUAAGUUCUUGAGUGAUUCGAUAGUGAGUCGCUGAUAUAUGCCUUUUAAACCCAGCUACCUCAGCGGUUACUGUAGAAAUACAUUAUUUUACAUAACCAGAACAGCGAUCACAGGACAUUAGUGUUGUUGUGAUACUUAGUUCAUCAUGGUUAACACUUAGGUUUUGCAGGUUGUCCCAUUACUAUCCUCCAUAGCUUUUCCACAGUAGGGGUGCAGUCCAGCACCAUAGGUGACAUUUAGUUGUGUUGUGACGCUGUUGUAGAUUUGCGGCUGUGAGCAUCAGGUACCCAAAGCUGCUUUGCCACCCUCUGCCUCCCUCUCCUCUCCUUUGUGGCCCUGUCACAGUGAGAACUGGGAGCUCUGCAGCUGUUUCCCUUCUCCCAUGUCCCUGUGGCAACCAUCUGCUUUGCCUCCUCCUGUGACCUUGUGCUCUGUCUGAAGUCAAGCCUCCUGCCUGGUUUCUCCCUUUCACUCUCAGAGAUUACUCCUUUCCUUCUCCCCAUGUUCCCUGCGAAUGGCUGCUGUUUCUCCCAUUCUCUUGUGGGGACUCUGGCUCCCAUGUCUCUGCCAGCAUCCAUCCAUUCUUUGCCCUCCUUAGCUGCCAGCUUAGUGCUAUCCACACUUCUCUCCUCAUCCUCUCCUCCCAGCGGCCUUUGGAGGUGGGUCCUGUGCUGGCCCUAGGGACACCCCUUUGCUUUUUGUAUGUGCUUUCAGCACUGUGCCUUCCCUGAUUUCUAUCCCCACCCUUGACCUGCCUUCCCUCCCCAGCUUCUCAAUGAAGGGGUUCACCCAACUUGAUCCAUGGUCCUAGAACUGAGUGACUAAGGAAGCUGGGGAGUCCUGUGGAUGUGUAAUGCUUAUUGGUCCCUGCAAUUAGCAGGCUGCCCCUCUACUGUGUAGCACCAGCCUUUUCAAGACCAGAGCAUCCCUCUCCCUCCUGGCCUUUCACUCCUGGGGAAGUGACUGUGUUGCUAGCUUGGUUGGUAGGCUUGGAGUGGAAGCCCACCUUGCAGAGACUUGCACUCCUCCUGUUGAACCCAUCUACCCUUCAGUCGCUUUGGAGGCCUCAUCCUGAGCUUCCUGUGUGUCUGUACUGAUGUUGGCACUGCCCUGUGGCCUUUACCUGUUACAUGAAUGGUGGCACAUGUGGAUCAUGUAAUUGUAUAUUGUACGAUCUGGCACCUGUAAAGCCCCUUCUGUGAGAGAGACCCACAUCAGGUAGGUGGUGUCACGCAGCGCAUGGGACGUGGGAUUGUGGAGUGCUCUGACCUGCCCUGUGCGUGUUGGCAACUGCAUUCUCGGAAAGUGUGACAUCUGUGCUGCUGCCGCUGAGAAGCUAUAAGGAGGCAGCACAGCAAAUCCAGGACGCAGCCCCAGCCCUGUGAGGAGCACCCAGGGAGCACCAUUUCUAUGCCCAAGGCAGGGAUGGAGUGGCCAGCAGCUUGUGCUUCAGCUUGAGACUUGCCUGGGCCGCUGUGGAAACUACUCACAAGCUUGUUUCACCUUUUUAUUCACUUGAACACAUCAUACAGGCGUUCACCCUCAGCUGCUGAUCAACGUCUGCAGCUUGUACAUGGCAAAAUGGGCCAACAGCUGUGUUUGUGACCUGUUCUACAAAUAAAGUAUCUUGGGAAAAGUG
This is a messenger RNA of Chinchilla lanigera (long-tailed chinchilla), 3684 nucleotides long. It is a transcript of the gene Tcfl5, whose product is annotated as transcription factor-like 5 (basic helix-loop-helix). NCBI's taxonomy places the organism in Eukaryota, Metazoa, Chordata, Mammalia, Rodentia, Chinchillidae. Gene Ontology annotation, cellular component: nucleus. Gene Ontology annotation, biological process: regulation of DNA-templated transcription; spermatogenesis. Gene Ontology annotation, molecular function: RNA polymerase II cis-regulatory region sequence-specific DNA binding; protein dimerization activity; DNA-binding transcription factor activity, RNA polymerase II-specific. The record is from RefSeq and is a predicted model, not a curated record.